Sorghum bicolor (sorghum) is the source of this 2077-nucleotide messenger RNA. Its product is annotated as probable serine/threonine-protein kinase PBL11. Bases 625 to 1842 code for a protein of 405 amino acids. NCBI's taxonomy places the organism in Eukaryota, Viridiplantae, Streptophyta, Magnoliopsida, Poales, Poaceae. The record is from RefSeq and is a predicted model, not a curated record. Gene Ontology annotation, biological process: protein phosphorylation. Gene Ontology annotation, molecular function: protein kinase activity; ATP binding. The transcript has 6 exons.
GGGAGCCAACCACCCAGCUCGUCUCAUCAGUCCUCGCCCUCGCUCGCUUUCUCACCCUUUCCCCUCCCCUUCGCCCCGCCCCGCCAUUAAUGGCGGCUGCAUCUCCCUCCUCCUGCUCCUGCUCCUCGUCCCCGUCCUACUUCUAGAAGCGACAGGCAGGCAGGCGGUAUCGGAGGGAGGGAGGCCCGGCCCCUAGCUGACGGUGGCGGCGCGAAGAAAGUUGUUGUUGAGCCCCACUUGGCUGGGCUGGGCGGUGGAGCCGUGCAGGCAGGCCAACGCAGGGUGCGUGACUCAGAAAGGGAAACCGCCGGCUUUUCUGCCGCCCCCCUCCUCCCCCACCACCACCCUCAUCCGCCCGCCCGCACUAAAAGGUCUCGCCUUUUUCUCCUCUCGCUUGUGCUUGUGCCUUGUGCUGUGCUGCUCCCCCAAAUCUCCCACCUCCUCCCUCUACCCUCUCUCUCUGUCUCUGAGAGAAACUGGGACACAGGAGAAGAGCUCUCGGCCCUGGGGGGAUCAAAGAUUCCAACCCAGAGCCGGCGGCGGCCGGGGCGGGGGACGGCGGUGGCGUUUCUGAUCGAGACCAAAGGAUCCGUUCAGCGGUUCACCCAGCGCGUGCGCGUCGCCAUGGGCAACUGCUGGGGCGCCAAGAUCAGCUCCGACAGCCCGUCCCGCGGCGCCAUCUCCCCAUCAGGGGCAACUUCCAAGUUCACUAGCAGGAAUGGGGCAGCAGCCUUGAGCGGCUGCAGUAGCCAUGCCUCAUCUGCAUCGAUGCUGCCAACCCCCCGCAGCGAGGAUGAGAUUCUGGAGUCGGCGAACGUCAAGGCCUUCACCUUCAAUGAGCUGAGGACCGCCACCAGGAACUUCAGACCAGACAGUGUGCUGGGCGAGGGUGGGUUUGGCUCGGUCUUCAAGGGCUGGAUCGAUGAGAAGACGCUUGCCCCGACUAGACCGGGCACGGGGAUGGUCAUUGCCGUCAAGAAGCUCAACCAGGAAGGCUACCAGGGUCACAAGGAAUGGCUGACUGAAGUGAAUUACCUUGGAACGCUUUCGCACCCCUAUCUUGUAAAGCUCGUUGGCUACUGCCUUGAAGACGAACAGCGCCUCCUUGUCUAUGAGUUCAUGCCGCGCGGGAGUUUGGAGAACCAUUUGUUUAGGAGGAGCUCCUAUUUCCAGCCACUGUCCUGGAACCUACGAAUGAAAAUUGCCCUUGGAGCAGCUAAAGGUCUUGCAUAUCUCCAUAGCGAUGAGGCCAAAGUCAUCUACCGUGAUUUCAAGACCUCUAAUGUCCUUCUAGAUGCGAACUUCAAUGCAAAGCUCUCUGAUUUUGGGCUUGCAAAGGAUGGUCCAACUGGUGACAAGAGCCAUGUCUCCACCAGGGUGAUGGGGACUCAUGGGUAUGCAGCUCCAGAAUACCUUGCAACAGGUCAUCUGACCACCAAGAGCGAUGUGUACAGCUUUGGAGUAGUACUCCUAGAAAUGUUGUCAGGACGCCGCGCACUGGACAAGAACCGCCCAAAUGGGGAGCACAACCUGGUGGAGUGGGCUAGGCCAUACCUGAGAAGUAAACGGCGCAUAUUUCGCAUCCUGGACCCCCGGCUGGGUGGGCAGUACUCCCUUGCUAGGGCGCAGAAGGCUGCAGCGCUCGCAUUGCAAUGCCUCUCAGUGGAGUCCAGGCACAGGCCCAGCAUGGACGAGGUGGUAACAGCCUUGGAACAGCUCCAGGACACGAAGGAAGGUGGUAACCAUCACCUACAGAAGAGGCCAAGCAGCCGGAGCAUGGACAACAAUGGUGUCAAAGCGGCAGUGAAGGGGAAGCCUGCUCCUUCUGUAAAACCAGUUUGAGUGAGUGGAUUAUAUGCUAGAGUAUUUUUUUCCCCUUUUGUAGGUGUAGGUAAUAUAGUAGGUUCAUAGAGGGAUUUGUAAAGAGGCUGAGUUCUGGAUGUUUUGUGUCUAUCAUGUAGUCUUUACAUUUUCAUGUCUUUGUAAAGCACAGUAUGUAAAUACAUAAUUGCAUCCAGUCCAGAGUGUUAUGAAAUUUUGUUCAAGCCAAACAGCUCAACCACUGUUAACUCUGCAA